Molecule: messenger RNA, 1090 nt
Organism: Drosophila suzukii
Lineage: Eukaryota; Metazoa; Arthropoda; Insecta; Diptera; Drosophilidae
Source: RefSeq, a predicted model, not a curated record
CUGCAAUGGGAGCCAGAAGUAUCGAAACCCGGACCUGGAAGAUUGAGCUACUUAUCCUGUUGAGUGGAGUGCUACUCACCGUUAGAGCUGCUCCAGCGGAGGCAACAGAAGAUGUGACCCAUCCACCGCCCGAUCAGUUGCAAACGGAGUCUCGCGCUCGCAAGGACACAGUGCUGGUUGUGGACGAGGACCUGGACGGACGAAAUGCUUACAUCAACAAUAAGUUUGUCCCCAGCGAGCCGGCUGAGGUGCUGGACGAAGAGCAGAAUGCCCCGCUCUACGAGAUCCUUCAAAAGCAGAUGGAGCAAGUGCUGGCCUCGUCGGCUCCCAACGAUCCUGUCUACGAGCAGCGGGAGAAUCAGAAGCGCCGCGACCAGCAGCCACCCCAACAACCGCCGUACUUCUCCGGCGAAGAUCGAGAUGGUGAUCUUCAGGACGACUACGAGGACGAGGAGGACCAAACGGAUCAGGGCUAUGCCUUGGACCCAGAGAAACCGGAUGCCGUGGCAGGUUCUCCCGAGGAAGAGGACCAGAACGAGGCGAGUUAUCAAGCACCAAGCCAUCCAAGCAUCACUACUCGCAGACCGCACAGGCGACGCAGCACAUCCACCACAGCUCAGCCGCGAACCACCAGGACCAGGAGCACUGCACAGCCCAGGAUAACAGCCAGACCCUCGAACCAAACCAGCACCACAGAGCCACCGCCACAUGCCAGCACCACCAGUCACAGGCCAAUAAUUGGUUCCAGUACCCAUUCGAAGGCAAAUCCUCAUCCGGGAAACAGUCUGGCCAGUGAUCCGCAGGUCUACCAGCACAAGCGCCGCGUUGUCUUCAAGACCAUCUCGACGGGCUCCCAGUUCGUUAACUCGCCCAUUGGCGACCUAAUGAUUAAGUUCUCCAUCGGAUUCGCCAACCCAGCUGCUCCGGUUGAAUCUGUCAGCUCCUCCAGAUCCCCAAGUUCCUCCAACGAUGCCGUCUUGCGCGCACUCUCCCAAAACUUCAUCCGAAAUCUUGAACUGCAGAAGCUGAAAAGAUCGAACAAAGUUCAAAAAGAUUAAAUAAAUUGUACAAUUACAAAUUAAUAACUAUA